AGGAUUAAAACUCUUCCUUCCCUCCUGCUGCCCCACCCAGCCAUAAGCCCCCCCCCCCCCGCCCCCCACUCCUUCCCUGUCUGGGCUCUGCUUGUGCCGGGGAGGCUGCUCAGAACUGAGCUUCCAAGGGUCCCAUUGCACAACCAGGACAGAUGGAGGCUGGAGGCCCCCUUCUCCAAGGAAGGAGGGAGGAAAACUCGCCCACCCACUUUGCUGCCAGGAGUCCCCCGCCCUUUCUGCGCCCUGGCAAGAUAUUCCUCCUCAAAUGGGCACAGCGACCCUCCGGCUGGAUCCUUCGGGGCAGAGAAGAGUCCCUCCGCCUGGGGUCAGCCGGACUCCCCGCAGGAGUUUCCGUCGCUUGGGGGAAAGGCCACCUUUGGGAGCCCCUCCCUGGGGCCCUGGGCCUCCGAAGGCUGCCGGAUUAAAGUGGGUGGGGCUGCCUCAGGGACCCCGGCCGCGCUCAGUGCAGAGGGGAGCUGGCGAACCCCUCGCCCGGCCGCCGCUGCUCUGCCCAGUCCUGCUCCGCUGCCCCCGGAGCAGCCAGCUUUCGCCCUCCCGCCCCGGGACUUGGGCGCCAGUGCUGGGCAGCGUCCCCUCGCCCGUAGUCCGGGCCGGAAGCGGAGCCGUCGGAGGCGCUCCACAGCCCGCCGGUCUUCGCGACUCGAGACCCAGCGGCGCAGGGACGAAAGAGCCGGGAGGGCGGCGGCACGGGCACCUCGCGCGGCCACCUCCGACCCGGGGCUCCCCCGAGCAGCGGCCGGUCCCGCAGGCAGCGCCAGGAGGAGCGGGUCGCCCCCGCAGCCUCCCAGCUGGCAGCCCUCGGGCGGGCGGGCAGCACCGCCCCGCGGGAACCCGCGCUCGGCCCCCGCGGCCACUCGGGGCGGGGGCUCAGCCUGCCAGCAGCGGCGGAGGCGGCUCCGGCUCGGCUGA
Pantherophis guttatus is the source of this 930-nucleotide messenger RNA. Lineage: Eukaryota; Metazoa; Chordata; Lepidosauria; Squamata; Colubridae. The record is from RefSeq and is a predicted model, not a curated record.